AGCUCAUAUGCGACCAAGAGACGGACUCUGCUCCAUCCAUCCUGAAGCUACAACAGCUGCUUCCUCCUACAACCCCCAAUGGAUUUCAGUCAGAGAAGCUCCCACCGAAGCCUGAGUUCCUCCUCCCAGGGCCCUGCGCUCAGCAUGAGCAGCUCCAUAUAUAGGAGGGGGGUCGCACCCAGCGUGUAUGGAGGGGCUGGAGGCCACGGCACCCGCAUCUCGACGUCUAGACACUUGGCAAACUAUGGGAGCGACCCUGCUGGAGGAAACCUGCUUGCUGGCAAUGAAAAGAUGACCAUGCAGAACCUAAAUGACCGCCUAGCAAGCUACCUGGAAAGAGUGCGGUCACUGGAGCAGUCCAACUCCCACCUUGAACAGCAGAUCAAGCACUGGUAUGAGACCAAUACACCUAGCACAGGUCGGGACCACAGUGCAUAUAUGGGACAAAUCAAAGCGCUGCGAGACCAGAUUAAAGAUGCUCAACUGCAGAAUGCUCGAUGUGUCCUGCAAAUCGAUAAUGCUAAACUGGCUAUGGAGGACUUCAGGCUGAAGUAUGAAGCUGAGCGGGGGAUUUGCCAAACAGUAGUGGCUGAUCUUCAUGGCCUGAAAAGGGUCUUUGAUGAGUUAACUCUAACGAAGGCAGACUUGGAGAUUCAAAUUGAAGAGCUGACUAAAGACCUGCAUCUCCUCCAAAAAGAACAUGAGGAGGAAGUGAGGAGCCUACGCGCUCAUCUGGGCAAUAAUGUAAAUGUAGAGGUGGAUGCUGCUCCGAGCCUGAACCUUGGUGCCAUCAUGAAUGAAAUGAGGCAGAAAUAUGAUGCCAUGGCCCAGGAGAACCUUCAGAAAGCCAAAGAACAGUUUGAGAUACAGAUUAAUGAUCUGCAACAGCAAGUCACAGUGAGCACUGAAGAGUUAAAAGGAACCAAGGAUCAAAUAAAAGAGCAGAGACACACCUACCAGGUCCUGGAACUAGAGCUCCAGUCCCUUCUCAACAUGAAAGAAGCUUUGGAGCGUACACUAGAGGAGACCAAUGCUCGUUAUAGUAGCCACUUGGCCAAAAUCCAGGCACAGCUAAACUUCCUUGAGGGCCAACUGGUGCAGGUUCGGACCGACACAGAACGCCAGAUCCAUGAAUAUAAUAUCCUCCUUGACAUAAAGAUCCGGCUUGAGCAGGAAAUUGCUACCUACCGUCAUCUUCUGGAAGGAGAAGAUGUCAAAGAAUAUCAGUUGAGCACUCUGGAUGAGAAAGAUAUAAAGAAAACCAGGAAGAUUAAGACAGUCGUGCAAGAAGUAGUGGAUGGCAAGGUUGUGUCAUCUGAAGUCAAAGAAAUGGAAGAAAAUAUAUGAAGGGCUGGCAGAAAGUGAUGCUGCUGAGGUUUUGAAAGACAUGUAGCUAUAACUUUCACUCCCUUCAAGAAAGUGGCAUCAGAAAGCACUAUUAAUGUUUCUUGGUGAUUAGAGGGGGGAGAGGGGAGUCCAUUUACCAGUCUGUGUAAUUGAAUAUAUAUGUUUUACUCAGAGAAGCUGCAAAUUGCCUGCAAAAAUGAAAUCCAAUGAUCACUGGGAUAUUUAAAAUAUCAUUACUGCCACC
Molecule: messenger RNA, 1591 nt
Organism: Bubalus bubalis (water buffalo)
Lineage: Eukaryota; Metazoa; Chordata; Mammalia; Artiodactyla; Bovidae
Gene: KRT20
Product: keratin 20
Exons: 8
Coding region: 79-1347 (422 amino acids)
Molecular function (GO): structural molecule activity
Source: RefSeq, a predicted model, not a curated record